Messenger RNA from Nycticebus coucang (slow loris), 3126 nucleotides. It is a transcript of the gene RAB36, whose product is annotated as RAB36, member RAS oncogene family. NCBI's taxonomy places the organism in Eukaryota, Metazoa, Chordata, Mammalia, Primates, Lorisidae. Gene Ontology annotation, molecular function: GTP binding; GTPase activity. Bases 797 to 1801 code for a protein of 334 amino acids. The transcript is spliced from 11 exons. The record is from RefSeq and is a predicted model, not a curated record.
AAUCUAGAAGCAUUUUCACCAUCUCAAGUGAAUCUCAUAACAAGCCUUUGAAGUAGAUAAUUAGGUCCACAUUAUAGCUGAGUAGACUGAGUUACCAGAGAUAUUGCAACCCACCUAAAUUCAUACCCCUAAGUCUGUGACCUUUGCAGUGAAACUUGUUAAAAGGCAUCAAACAUCGGCCUGCAGCACACUCAGCUUUGAAGUGAAGAUGACUGACUGAGAUCUGUGUACCAAGGAUCUCAUAUUGUGAUACAGAGAUAUAAGGAAGCUGAAUCAAAUAGGAUCUCAAAGCUGGGAACCCCAGCAGACCCCUCCAAAUCUGGUUCCACGGUUUUAUAAGGGUCUCUAGAGGCCGUCUAAGUCUCCCAUACCUCACUUGUCAAACAGAAAUUAGAUCAGAGGAGCUCGUGACUUGGGUUAGCUUUAUAGUAGUCAUUAAUCAAGGAAAUCAAUUUUGAAGCUUGAGCUCUGGAAGCCAGGCAUAUGAUAUUCAGACAACCUUGGAUUCAGAACUAUGCAGAUUAAUGUCAGCAGGUGGAAGACAUCCAUCCCUUGCCGCUGGAGAGUGCUUGACUCCAAUCAAACACCAAUACUACACCAAGAGCUCUUAGACCUUGACCGCUCUCCUAACCUAGGAGCGUCAGAGGUGGCACGAAUCUCUGUGCGGACAGUGAGACUCCACCCACCUGGCCUCUUGGCCCCGCCCACUGUCUUCCACCCAGCAGGGCGCUGGUAGUCAUGGUGAUCUCCGGCUUUCAGGCCGCGCCUCUCCGACUCCAAGGAAAUUCUCGUUGCUAUGGCGAUCGCCGGUGCAGGGGCUUGGGGGACUUCUUCUGCCUUAGUUCCGCCCAGACCCCGCCCCCGACGUCGGGGAUUCGUCAGACGCCUGCAAGGCCGGCGUGACCCUGGUUGCCAUGGUGAUCGCCGCAGCGGGUCCGGUGCAGACCAGGCCGCGCGGAACCCCCAGCCCCUGCAGCUGCUGCGGGUUUCUGGAAGGAUGAGGUCCUCCCUCACAUCUUUGGGGCCCCCGGUGAGCCGAGAUCGCAUCAUCGCCAGCUUCCCUAAGUGGUACACACCCGAAGCCUGCCUGCAGCUCAAGGAGCAUUUCCAUGGACACGUCAGUGCAGCCUGCCAGCGCAGGAACAUGGGGACUGUUGGGCUCAGACUCUCCAAGGUGGUUGUCGUUGGCGAUCUCUACGUGGGGAAGACCAGCCUCAUCCACAGGUUUUGCAAGAAUGUUUUUGACCGAGAUUAUAAGGCCACCAUUGGGGUGGACUUUGAAAUUGAGCGCUUUGAGAUUGCGGGGAUUCCCUACAGCCUGCAGAUCUGGGACACAGCUGGGCAGGAGAAGUUCAAGUGCAUCGCAUCUGCCUACUACCGGGGUGCCCAGGUGAUCAUCACAGCCUUUGACCUUACUGACGUGCAGACUCUGGAGCACACCAGGCAAUGGCUGCAGGACGCGCUACGAGAGAAUGAGGCAAGCUCCUGCUUCAUCUUCCUGGUGGGAACCAAGAAGGACCUUCUGUCAGGGGCAGCGUGUGAGCAGGCCGAAGCAGAGGCUGUGCACAUGGCCAACCAGAUGCAGGCUGAGUACUGGUCGGUGUCCGCCAAGACCGGGGAGAAUGUGAAGGCAUUCUUCAGCCGCGUGGCCGCCCUGGCGUUCGAGCAUUCGGUGCUGCAGGACCUGGAAAGGCGGAGCAGCGCCCAGCUGCAGGUCGGCGAUGGAGGCCUCAUCCGAAUGGAGGGAAGUCCACCCGAGAGCCAGGAGAGCAAGCAGCCCUCUAGCCUGGGCUGCUGUUAGCUGGGGCCUGUGUCAGAGGCCUCCACACCCUGCACCUGUGGAAAGGUGAUGUGGAACCUGAGCUCUGCAGCGUGUCUACCCUCGGGAUGUGGAGGGCCUGUCUUCUCUGCAGAGCCCCAGGGCUCAGCCACUUCUCUUUGGCAGGUCAGGAGCCAGGAAAGGUUCCCACUGGCUGCCCGGGGACCCCACACUGCCUGGCUGCUGGGAACAUUACAGUGAUCCCCUAAAAGGCUGGUCCCAGGGUCGUCAGACAGUCUCCCUUGGCCUUCAGAGGCCUUAGGACUGCAAACCCGGGAUAAGCCUGCCCCAGGCCACACCCCUCACCCCGGGCCUGCAUCAGCAGCUGACCCUGGCCCUCUUCCCCAGCCAUGUGACCUCAGAAGCCUUCUUAGCACCAUGUACCAGGCAACCUGGACUUGUCAAAUUCAGCACCUGAAGGAGUACCCACCUUCCAUGUCCCCAGGAGUUUUCUGUUUUCUGCUUUCUGCAAAAAGCUUAUAGUUCUCCGCCUCAGACCUCUACGUCUCUCUGUCCACUGUCACUCUGCCAUAGGCUCUAGGCAUCCCCAGGCAGACCUUGCCCCCACCUGCCCCGGAGCUCAAUGAACAAGAGGGUCUCUCAGGCUAAUUCUGACUGAGGGCCCUCUCUGGCGGGAGAUGGGCUGGCCUCCUAGGCAGCAGGACUGGGUAGGCAGAGCAAGCCAUUUGCACCUCUCUGGCUUAUCUGGAAGAUGAAUUUACCUGACCAGUUACAGGAGGGGGGCUGCACAACCACCCUGGGGUAACUUGCUCUGCAGCCUGAGCGUGACACUGCCCUGCUCUGGCCCUCAUGCCCACUGCCGCCUCUAUCCGUCUGUCCCACUGGCCUGCAUGUCUCUUAGGCCCUGUGCGAUGGUGUCCACAUGUCUUUGGAAGGCUUCGGAGGCCCUCCACAGUCCAGCAUGUUCUCUCAACUGCUUCCUCUUGCAAACCCAGGGCAGGCAGGAGCACCCCACACCCACAUACCCUCCAGCCCAGAGCACUUCCAUGGGUCUCACCCCUGGAAACCAGCCCCUGGUCCUGUCACCUUGGCUGUGCCUGCUCUGCACCCACCUUGUGCCGUAGGCAGCAGGGGUGCAUCCAGCGUCCCCGUUGGUUUCCCGUAGUGGUGAGCAUUUACAGGUUCCUGGUGCCCGGCACACUGCAGGUGCCCCAAGUGUGUUCAUCGACUCACAGAGAUUGCCAAAUCAUCAGUUAGGGGAAAACACUGGCAUCUUUUCCUGUUCAUUCCCUCCUUACCGUAUUUUUAGCUUUGUUUUUUUACCUAUAUAAAACACUUCUUUAUGC